Mesorhabditis spiculigera is the source of this 435-nucleotide messenger RNA. Lineage: Eukaryota; Metazoa; Nematoda; Chromadorea; Rhabditida; Rhabditidae. The record is from the annotation of a GenBank genome assembly.
AUGAUGUUGCUCUACAAGGACCUCGGCCAGAGCCAGAAGCUCGCCAUUCGACCCGACGACACCCUGCAGUCCAAACGGACGCUGUACUGCUUGGCGACGGGCAAGGGAUUCGGGCCCGAGUGGCCACAUUGCGAAGUGGACUCGACCCCGCAUCAACGCGCCGAGCGCACCUUGUACUACGAAUAUGUGAAGCACGACCUCGACAAGUACAAAGUGUUUUAUGUCUGCCCGCUCCACUCGGUGCCCUGCCAAAACGGCGACACGAUCGCCUGCUACCCGGGCCUGGAGCGCGACAUGACCAAGCCGUUCGAGCUGCUAUGCAAGCCCGACGCGACGAAGAAGUCCAAGCCACAGGAAAUCACCGAGUACCACGUCACCGACUACCUGGCCAUCAAGAAGCGUAAAACCCAAAAUGCGCAACGCCACCCCGAGCUG